Molecule: messenger RNA, 1270 nt
Organism: Petromyzon marinus (sea lamprey)
Lineage: Eukaryota; Metazoa; Chordata; Hyperoartia; Petromyzontiformes; Petromyzontidae
Source: RefSeq, a predicted model, not a curated record
GGGCGGGGCUUCACUCGGGCCUAGUUGUGAAGGCGUCCGCCUGAGCUGCUACCCCUCACCCCUUCCCCCCCCCGCCGAAGGCUCCCGUAGCUAAAGAGGAGAGCCAACGGGCGGGCGAGCGAGCGGGCGGGCGAGCGACUUCACGAGGUGGACGAGGUGGAGUUGAAGAGCGAGAGGACGACUACGACGACGAGCAGCCGCGACAACAACAACAAACAACAACAACACCAGACGAGCCACCGGCUGCGGUGGUACAACCACAACCGCAACCACCGCCGCCACCACAACAACAACAACAACAACAGCCGCAACAACAACAGCCGCAACAACAACAACAGCCGCGACAACAACAACAACAACACCAGACGAGCCACCGGCUGCGGUGGUACAACCACAACCGCAACCACCGCCGCCACCACAACAACAACAACAGCCGCAACAACAACAACAGCAGCCGCAACAACAACAGCCGCCGCAACAACAGCAACAGCAGCCGCAACAACAACAACAGCAGCCCGCGACAGCGCCCGCCAUGUACAACGGCAUCGGGCUGCCCACCCCGCGGGGCAGCGGCACCAACGGCUACGUCCAGCGCAACCUGUCACUGGUGCGGCACCGCAAGGAACGAGUGGACUACAAGUCGGAGGAGGGAGGCGGCGGAGGCGGUGGAGGAGGCGGUGGAGGCGGUGGAGGCCCGACGCGGAAGCCAAACGCGGAGAUCCUCCAGCACGAGCGGAAGCGGAGGGUGGAGCUGGAGUGCGUGAAACUGCAGGAGAGCCUGGAGGAGCUGGGGGUGGACGCUGCUGAGACUCGUGAGAAGGUGAGCAGCUACCGGCAGCUGCUCAUGGAGCAGGAGGAGCAGCAGGGGGCGGAAGGCGGACUCCAGAUGGACGCACAGGGACGGCCCAUAGCCAAGGAGACUCACCAGCUUGCGGAGGCGACGGAGCGUAAGAACGAGAAACUCCGUGAGGCGUUUGGCAUCAGCGCCGGCUACGUGGACGGCAGCUCCUUCCACCCACAACACCGUCAGCAGCAGCAGCAGCAGCAGGGUGUGGAGUCUUCGCGCCCCCCACAGCUCCGCUCAGCGACGUCGCCGUCGGCUCGGGCCAAGAGGAAGAAGAAGACGGCACACUUGUCACGGGGUCCCACUGAGGCUGGUGGUGACUCCCCCGCACGCCGGGACAGGAAGAGGAAGAAGGGGUCCAGGAAACGGCGACGCGACAGCCCCAGGCGAGGGAAGAAAGAGAAAUCUCGCAAUAAGAAGAGGUGA